AUGUAUUAUCUUUCUUGCAGAAUUUCAAGUAACAUCGGAGGAUUUUUUUAUAUGGAAUUCAAAACACAUGUCAUAGCACAAUUUUUGUCACUACAUACCACAUACACAGUAAACCUUGUCUUCCUUCUGGACCCCAAAGUAAACUAUAAGGACUGUGAUGUACGCCUCAAGUACAUAUUGGCUGGGGAGACAAAACAUUCGACUUCAUAUUUGGCAGAUGAGGGAGAAGAUGGGUGGUUGAUAGCUGAAUUGUAUCAGUUUACUAGCACCACGAGAACUAUUGAACUUGAAAUUACUUUUGAAAGCUCACAUCGAAUUGGAGUAGAUGGCAUCGUGUUUUUUCCCCUAGAGAGAGUGGAAGAUAAAGCGCCAGAGGAUGAGAAGGUAUCCAUAUUAGAAUCAGACACAGAUUGGGAACUAAAUUUGCCACAUGAUUAUGAAGAGAUACUCUGCUGGUCAAAAGAUGCUUUGCAAUGUACAACAAAAAACGAGCUCUAUUCCAUUCUAUGCAAGGGCAUCCCAAUGAAUGAUGGUGAACUGUGGUUUUCUCUUGCAAAAAAUGGAAAGAAGUGUUUUUUGCAAUCAGCAACACUGGCUUUGGAUCAAAAAGGUUGGAGCUGGACUUCUUCACCCGAAUCAAGAUUUAAACAAGUGGCUUUUGAUCCAGUUUUCGACAGCUUUCACAUAUAUUGCAGACCUAGAAUGCAAUCACUUGGAAAAAACUAUGCUGCUUACCUUGUUUACAAAUUACAAGAAACCCAUUUUUGGUUUGAACCUCGUGUGCGUGUGAGGAGUUAUGAAUAUAAAAACGGUGAUUCAUGGUAUAUAUAUUUACUUAGUCCCCGAACACCCGUUAUUAAACCAAAGGCUUAUCAAAAUACCCACAACCCGUUGAGUAGACCCAAAAUAUUGGAAGGCCUCCCACAGAAAAGGAACGAUGGUUGGAUGGAAGUACAAGUAUUGGAAUAUCAAUUUGGUGAUACCUAUGAACGUUUUGUUGAUGAAAAGUGUGGGCAUGAUCUUCAAUUGACCUUUUAUGAUACCCCUUCAUUUGGAAUGAAAGGGCUUAUUGUGCAAGGCAUUGAGUACAGACCAAUUAUAUAAUCUUGUAAUAAUAUUUUAAUUCUCUAGCUACAACACAAUCUUAGUUAUAUAAUCUUGUAAUUAAAAACACACAUUGUUGAUUUGGUCUUUUCUCUUAAUUUCCUCAUAUCC
Messenger RNA from Lactuca saligna, 1215 nucleotides. The record is from the annotation of a GenBank genome assembly. Lineage: Eukaryota; Viridiplantae; Streptophyta; Magnoliopsida; Asterales; Asteraceae.